AUGGAGAUUGUUGGUUCAGUCUCUGCCAUUCUCGCUGUAGCAGAGGCGUUCGAUCACCUAUUCAAAAGGCUUCACCGCUGCUAUCGCCGUCUGAAUUACGCCAGAGAGGAUGUCAGGGAAAUCCGCGACGAGGUUGGACAAUUCGGCAGGCUGCUGUGUACGUUUCACAGCACUGUCACCGACGAGCGUUUGCAAGACGAAGGUCUAGCAAGGAAAAUCAAUAACUCAGACAUAACGCAACACAUUGUUCAAUCAGGGAGGAAAGCUUUGCACAGAAUUGAUGGCAUUCUGAUUGGACUCGAUCCACUGAGAACAGACAGGGUGUACCCAACUCUCCAGCAAUGGUACGCUCGCUGGAAAUGGUCUAAGCGCAAGGAGGAAUGGUCACCUAUUCACAUCUUGCUCAUCUCCAUCAAGAGCAGCGCCAAUCUGCUCGUGUCGAUUGUGAUUUGCCAUGACCUUCUUCACAAGCUCGACCAGCUGCGUGCCGAAAACAAACCCAUCCCGCAUGAGCUGAUUCAAAAAUUCUCCUUGUACGCAAGCGAAGCCAAGACGAUGAUGUCGAGGUGUAAAAAGACCGAAAGACGAAUGCGUGCUCAGCAGGCAGACGUGCUGCGGAUGGCUCAAGAAGUCCGUGCGUUGUCGUAUGCUCUGGCUCGAUCUCAUCUUGUGUCGCACCCUGAACUCGAAGCUACCCUCGGUCGCAAGGGGCUUGCAUCUUUUGUCUCCAGCAACUCGACGGCAUCGACGAAUUCUGUCCCAGGGGUCCUCGAUCGGGACCUUCUUCAGGUCAUCCGCCGGUUCAUGAAAUACCUUCAGAUGGUACAGAUCAUCCACCUGAUCCUGUAA
Molecule: messenger RNA, 849 nt
Organism: Fonsecaea multimorphosa CBS 102226
Lineage: Eukaryota; Fungi; Ascomycota; Eurotiomycetes; Chaetothyriales; Herpotrichiellaceae
Exons: 3
Coding region: 1-849 (282 amino acids)
Source: RefSeq, a predicted model, not a curated record